Messenger RNA from Lates calcarifer (barramundi perch), 1382 nucleotides. RefSeq names its product transmembrane protein 176B. Lineage: Eukaryota; Metazoa; Chordata; Actinopteri; Centropomidae. Gene Ontology annotation, cellular component: membrane. The record is from RefSeq and is a predicted model, not a curated record. The coding region runs from base 172 to 882 and encodes 236 amino acids. The transcript has 7 exons.
AGGGUUAAUGUUUUCUAUUGCUUCCAGAGGUCCUUUUUGGAAGGGGCUGGGAUUUGCUCCUCUCUUCCUCCGCAAUAAUAGCUGCGCAACAACCUUAGGAACAAUCAGAUUUUGUUGGGCGAUAUUGUAGAUUUUGCUUCUACUCUUAAAACAUUAACGGUCUCAGGCAGGAUGCCUGUCUCCAUGACCAGAGCUGAUGGGGUCACAGUGUUCACUUUGACCUCUGACCCCAAAAGUCAUUGCCCUCCAGUCUGUGAAAUCUUCAAGGUCCUUUGCUACAACCCUGUGUGCUGCACUGUGUCUCAGCACCUAAGGAGAACGUCUCAGUCUGUACUGGGGACUCUACACAUUGUGAUUGGAUUGCUCAACAUUGGCUUCGGGGUGAUUAUCGGUUUGAGCCGCGGUGACUUUUGGUGGGAAGUGUUUCCUUUUUGGUUGGGAGCAACGUUUAUGAUAUUUGGCAUCACGUGUAUUGUGUCCGAGAAGUUCCCCAGUCCCUGUCUGGUCAUCAUCAAUGUGAUUCUGAAUCUGGCAGGAGUUGGUUUUGCCAUCGCAGCCAUCAUACUCUAUAGCAUUAAUAUAGGAAACAGAUGGUUGUGGUGGAUGUGUGAUUUUGACGAUUACUACUGGAGGAUACCAACUCCAUCUCCUGAGGCAAAUGACAUAAAGGAGAGAUGCAUGGAAGGCGAGGCAAUGAUUCUGAUGCUCAUGAGAAGCAUCAAUGCUGUACUGGUUGUCUUGUCAGUCCUGGAGCUCUGCGUCACCAUCAGCUCUGCUGUCUUGGGGAUCAAGGCUCUGAGGAGCCGUGAGAAGGAAGAGAACAAGAGCACUGAUGGCCCAGAGCUCCAUAAACCACUACUGGAGGAAAUCACCACCAAAUAACUCUAAAGCCUGAAUGAGGAGCAUCAGAUUCUAAGAAUUGUCAUCCUUUGCAUUUAUAUCAUUGAAAGUAUGUACUGCAAUGUAAAAGAUUUACAUACAUUGAGCGGGUACUAUCUCUGCCAAACUUCUGGCUCUUUUCCUACAAGGGUUGCUUAAAACUUUUGUACUAGUACUUCAGAGUAGUUUUUGGUAAUAAUCUGCACUGUGUAUGCUUCUUUUCAUUUCUUUCUCUGUCAGUAUUUUUAAAAACUGUUUCCAGUGAUUAUGCUUUCUAUUGAGUAAUGUGCCUUACAGUCAGUGUGCUUGCAGGUAAAGGGGAGAUUCUUGCAGGUGUAUGUAGCACUUAUAGACUCAUAAGGUUUGUGUUUGCUAUGUUAUGUGUUGUACAGUAUGUCAUUGCUGUGUGUAUUUCCACUGUGUCAAUUAUAUGAAACAUUAAUUUUUUUUAAAGUAUAAUAAUAAAAAAAAAACCCUGGCGCGGUGAGGUAGUGCUGGAAGAA